This is a messenger RNA of Folsomia candida, 5716 nucleotides long. It is a transcript of the gene inaE, whose product is annotated as sn1-specific diacylglycerol lipase alpha. The transcript has 22 exons. Gene Ontology annotation, cellular component: dendrite membrane; postsynaptic membrane. Gene Ontology annotation, biological process: lipid metabolic process. NCBI's taxonomy places the organism in Eukaryota, Metazoa, Arthropoda, Collembola, Entomobryomorpha, Isotomidae. The record is from RefSeq and is a predicted model, not a curated record. Bases 1324 to 4875 code for a protein of 1183 amino acids.
UUUGUAGUGUUUUUCAAUUACGUAAAUCCAAUACCGGACGCAUCCAAGUGUUUAAAAUUCGAUUCUUCACCAGCACUACCACCCAAUAUUCAAGUGGUGGUGGUGUGAGGGGGGAGACAACUUUCUCCAUUAUUCCAUCCAAAAGCGUCAUCUCCAUACCCACAUAAUAAUCCUGACACGGUUCUGGGGUGGUCUCUCUCAUCUCAUCUAUAGUUUUCCUACAUCUUUCCAAUCUACUUGACUACUCGCCCACACAUCCACACACACACAGUGAGAUUAAGUUUCGAGAGAUUUGGACUUAUGCGGAUUGAAUCGUUCAUCUCGUCUCUGAUGAUAUUUCAUUUUCAUCAUCAUUGUGGUGGCAGUGUGUGGGGAAGUAGAAAGGUGUUUGUGGUUCUGCUCAUUGUCUCCUUCAGCCUCCUCUCUGAUGAUUGAAAUUGAAGCGCAUGGUUGCUAAAGGGGGGAGAAAGAGAGAUGAGGAACAUAAUAGGAUGUUGAGCCAAAUAUCUACUAGGCCUACAAACCACCACCGGAUUUACCGAGUUUCAACACUCUCCUCCUGGCAUAAUACCACUACUACGAGACGACCAAGUAUUACUACUACGACGACGACUACUGCUCCUUCUUGAGAGAGGAGUCGACUCGGAACCCGUGUCGUCGGAGGAGAGAGCCUUUCAUGCUGCUGGAUGGGAGAGAAAGCGGAGAGAGAAAGGAACAUGAAGUCCUAUGUAUUGAACAGAUUUAAAGUCUUCUUUCCCAUGCCACCGGAUUUGCUUUCUCUCAUCUUCCUCCGGAGACAGCAGAAGCAGAGAGGAGCAUCAGCCAGCAGCACCACAACGAAGGAGGAGAGCGAGGAGAAAGAUCCCCAUCCAACUGCACUGUCGCAUUCACGUCUUUCUUUCCUCCACUCGGCCCCCCUUCUAAAACUUGGUGGCCCUCAUCUCUCAUAAAAUAACCAGUCUUUCCGAUGAAGCCCACUUAGUGAGAGGAUAGUCGCCACCCUCGCCAGGAGCGGCAUGACAUUGGCACCACCACCGGUGGGGAAGGAAGCAGGAGAAGGACGACGAGGGGGCUGUCCCCACAGGUCGAGCUUUGACUUAUCAUCACCUCCUUUGACCAAGAUGUGAAGGCAAAACUCACAACUUCUAAACUUUCUCCUCCACUACUGACACUUACCGAACAGAGCGUGAUACCAUUUGCCAAGUGGUGCUUCAUAUAAGUAAUAAUAUUAAGCGGACAUUAUAGUAGAAAUAAUCGAGAGGGGAGGAGAGGAGGGAGAUUUAUGGUGUUUGGUGGCACGGUCAACUAAACGCUGUCUCCGAGAUGCCUGGUCUAGUCGCUUUCGGGCGACGGUGGAGCAUAGGAAGUGAUGACCUUUUAAUCCCAAGCUUUAUACUCUUCACCGUCCACAUUAUCUGGAUAAUCUUUAUCGUGGUGGCCAUUGUGUUGGACUUUGGGGAGAAGUCUAAAUGGUCGCAGUUUGACUGCAAAAUCCAAGGACUGGGAAUUCUGUGUACCAUGUUUAGCCUGGUGCUGCUAUCGGGGACUCUGGAGAUCGCCCUCGCCAUCGUCUCCCUCCGAGGAUCCAUUCUCAACGACGCGCCCAGGAAUGGCGUCCCUUACCUCCUCUACGUCAGACUUUUUGCCUUGAUCCUGGAGAUCGUAUGGUCGGUUGUAGCACUGAUUUGGAGUCGAAAAUUCUACUUCUCGUGCGAUCUUGUUUUAACCAAGCAAGUUAUGAUUGGACUGACAAUUUGGGUGUGGUUUGUUCUGGGGUCCGUGUUGAUGACGGCGUGGUGUGUGUACGACGUGGCUGGGAGGUCCUGGGUCAAAAUGAAACGCUAUCAGGCCAACGUGAAGGAACAGGAGCAUCGCCACCCAUCCUUCAAACGGUCUGGAAGUACACAACGAAACUGGAGACAAAGAAAAGUGAUGCGACAGUAUGAAAGCAGUUGGAACAAUCGGUGCAGAUUUCUCUUUUGUUGUGUUCACAAUUCGGAAAGCAAUCGUGACUCGUUCGGUGACUUGGCGAAGCUGCUUUCCGAGUUUUUUCGUGACCUUGAUGUGGUGCCAUCAGAUAUAAUUGUGGGACUUUUGUUGCUCAGAAAAUUGCAACGUUUGGAGCAAGUGUCUAUAAUAAAUGAGAAGCGAAAUAACACGUACGAGUUUCUAUCUGGAAUCGCAAUAACGCCAAACACAAAAUUUGUGGCAAUGAAUGAUGCUCAGGAUUUGGAGGCUUAUCACAACGUCGUUUAUUACAUGAGAUAUUCCUCUGCAGCUUAUGGAUGGCUUUGGUAUGUGAUCCCCAACGGCUUCAGGGGGUUGUUCAACUUGUGCUCAAACGUAAAAUGCUGUUUUCAUCGAUACCUGUGCAAUUCUCUGGGGCAGGAGCUAUCGGAGAGAGUCGUGGAGGACAAUUGUUGCUUUUGUAACGUUGCUGUGAUUCCAACCAUGUUCGACCCCUCGUCAUUCGAAAUUGUCUAUGCAACAUACCACGUUGACGUUGGGGAAACUCCAUUUUUUGUUGUCGUAGACUAUGAGAAACAAGCCAUUGUGGUGUCCAUUAGAGGGACGUUGUCCUUAAAGGACUUGAUGACCGACCUGAAUGCCGAAGCUGAGCCUCUGCCCCUUCAUCCAGUGAAAGAAGACUGGCUAGGCCACAAGGGCAUGGUGCAAGCUGCUGCCUAUUUAAAGUCCAAACUUAUUGGAGAAAACAUUUUGGAAAGAGCUUUCGAAAUGUGUCAAGCACGUUCAAAUGAGAUUUUCAAUGUGGUUAUUGUCGGACAUUCCCUUGGGGGUGGGGCAGCCGCAAUUUUAGCAAUUUUGCUCCGGGAACAAUUCCCUGAUUUGGUUUGCUACGCCUACUCUCCACCUGGAGGUCUUCUAAGCAUGCCUGCUGUCGAGUACACCAAGGAGUUUGUGACUUCUGUAAUUGUCGGGAAAGACCUGGUCCCUCGUAUUGGUCUCUCACAAAUGGAAGCGCUUCGAGCCGAUCUACUCAACGCCAUUAAAAAGAGUCAUACUCCAAAGUGGAGAACCAUAAUGGCUGGAGUCAAGUGUUGCAGAUGCUUCGGAAAGUCGGAAUUUGCCACACCCAACGACCGAAACUCUUCUCCUGCUGGUGGGAACGAAAACUCGUCAGCCUCCUUUAAUGAAGAUCUUCUGGGUCCGAACGACUCGAUCGUGUCGAUGAUGAUGCACCGACCCCUCUACCCACCCGGCCGCAUCAUGCACGUGGUCCGCCACCAUGUUCCCAAUGACAGGAUAAAGUACGAGUCAGUUUGGAGAAGGAUCGUUGGGAAGGGAGAGCCAGUCUUUCAGGCCAUCUGGACCGACAACACCGACUAUGACGAGGUUCUGAUUUCUCCCGGAAUGAUUCAGGAUCACUUGCCGGACAAAGUACUCAAGGCGUUGAAUCGGGUCACCACAAGCCUGGGUCCAGCUAAACCCCACCGAGCCAUGACCAACAGUGCAUCGCCCAUGAUCAACGAAUCCUCUCUUGGUGGCGGUGGUGAUUUCAUUGAGCAUUCUUCCAAACAACAUUCCGGGGCUAGUUUCGCCAGUGAGGCGUCCGGCUCUUGCGCCAGGCAUGACGAACCCCCAAUCAAAGCCAUGACAUCCACCACCACCACGACAGCAGCCAUCGUCUCAGUAUCAAAACCAUCCCCACCAGCAAGGUCAUCCUCCCAAAAGCAGAUGAUGUUGGAGGACGACGUUCUCCCCGCGGACGAAGAUGUCGACGAGUACAUUUCGGUGGCUGGCUCUCACUCGACGGAAACACUCUUCUCUCUCAAAAUCAACUGGGACAUAUUCAAAGAGCUUGGCAAGCACCCGUUAAAACUUUCGAGGAAGAAUUCCCAUACUCGCACUUCCAGUUCCGGGAGCUCCACCUGUUCCGAGCUUGGCACCACGAUGAAGGAGAUUUUCGGCCCAAUUAAACUAUAUGAAUGCACAGUGCCUCUGGCCAGUUCGGAAACGCUUGGGUCCGACAUCAGCAGUAUGAGUUCAAGAGCAAGUUUCAUCAUACGAGAUAGGUCACCUCUUACUAAGCUAAAACUUGGUAAAAACCUGAGCCUUCGUGUUCAUGAGAGCAAUGGGAACGGAAAUGGUAGAGAGAACGGCUUUGAAACUCUCAACGAAUGGAAUGGCAAAUCGCAUCAGCGCAGCUUAAGCUGUGUUUACCCAGAGGGGAAAGGCACCAAAAAUCUGCUAAAUCCUUACGGAACGUUAAAUGGGAGCAGCAAAGAUAGCCCUCCGCCACAAGAUACCACCGACGAGACCACCCUGACAAAGCAGACGAACGGAAAUUAUGACACGAGAAACAACAACAAUGGGCACCACAGCCAACAACAAGAUCAACAAGAAUUCUACGCUUCCAACCCAGAUUUCGACCCACAACCAGAUGCCGACCAGACUCCGACGGGGGAUGAAAUGCUACCUGAACACUCCUACUUGGAACAACAUGACGUCGAAUUCGGUCACGGCAUGGCCAUGGGUGGUUUCCAAGAACAAUUUGCAGAGGGUGACGAAGAGGAAGAGGACAAUGCAGGCGGUGGAGAAUUCGCCUAUGAAGAAGAGGAAGAAGACGACGAGGGUCACCCAAGUCCAAGAGGUUCCGAUGCAUCUUCACCGGUAAAAAGUGAAGAUGGGUUUGGGCGAAAUAGAAAACAAGUUCCAACCCACCAACAAGGAAGCAGUCGGCGAGGGGGGAGAGGAGAAGGGGACAGUGAUGGUCAGUACAGUCCGGUUUAUCCCAGUUUUGCAAGUCAGCAAGAGUACGGGAGGGAGGAUCAGUCUACACCCCACUACAGCUAUGCGACAACUAGCCAAUCCCCAGUGUCCAGUGUUCACUCUCAGAAUAAUGGAAACAAUUAAAGGUGCACAAACUACAUAAACUACCAAAUACAAAAACAAACAAAAAAUAAUAUAAUUAUAAACUUAUGUACAUGUAAAGUAGAACCAUGAGGAAUAUAUGUAAGUACUUUCGAUGUGUGAAAUUAAGAAGCUUUGCAUUCCUAUUCUAUAUACAAGGUUGUUAAUUGUUUAAUGUUCUGGUUUGAAAAUUUGUGAGUGUAGAAAUUUUCUACUAGGAAAUCACAUUCACAGAAUCCAUAGUUAUCGUAAAAUAUGUGAACUUAUCCAAAGUAAUUAUAAUUAUAAAGUGCUAUUAAGAUCUUGGUGGAAGAUCGGCAAUGUCACCUCCAUCCUGGCCAGUACUUGUGCUCUACUUGUUCUCAUCAUAUUUCUAAACAACUCUCUCUCUCUCUCUGAUCUCUUGGAUAAAGGUUAAAUAUCUAAAAUUUAAUCCUUAUUUAUCACCAUUAGACAACCCAAUUGUUGUCCUGCCAUGCCGGAUAUUGUUAAUUAAAUCGCAAAAAUACUCAUUAUCAAAUAGUUGUCAACAUUUCCAUGAUACAGAUUAGGUCGAGGUUAGACAUAAAAUGCCAAUCUUUUUUACUCAACUCAGAAAUACUCAUUUUAUAAGAUUUUUAACGCUGUAAAAAACAUUCCACAAGUGUACUAAUUGUAUAACUGGCAUACUGAAGAGAAGAAGCCAAAACCUACAUAUACUCAUCUAAUGGUAAAUAUGGAAUUCUAAAUAUUAUAAUGUUACUAAAAUUAUAAACAUGACGUCGUUGCAUUAAUUUCAUUUCAUUGUGUUUGAUGAAUCUCUGUGCUAAUGAUAACUGUGGAAUAAAAUUUUGAAUUUCUUUGA